Lytechinus pictus (painted urchin) is the source of this 4553-nucleotide messenger RNA. RefSeq names its product X-ray repair cross-complementing protein 6-like. The transcript is spliced from 15 exons. The coding region runs from base 80 to 1873 and encodes 597 amino acids. The record is from RefSeq and is a predicted model, not a curated record. Gene Ontology annotation, molecular function: double-stranded DNA binding; damaged DNA binding; telomeric repeat DNA binding. Gene Ontology annotation, cellular component: nucleus; Ku70:Ku80 complex. Lineage: Eukaryota; Metazoa; Echinodermata; Echinoidea; Temnopleuroida; Toxopneustidae. Gene Ontology annotation, biological process: telomere maintenance; double-strand break repair via nonhomologous end joining.
UGGUGUUUCAUACAUAGAUUCUGAUUCGCGUGAUCUCCAAUUUUGUACCAAUUUUGACUCUCAAAAUUUUAAACCAGUCAUGAGCAACUGGGGCGGAAACACCGGUUUUGGAUAUUACGAUGCUGGUGAUGAUGAGGACCAUGACGAGGAUGAAGCUGGGUUCGAGUGGCAGAAAGCUGGGAAGGACAGUCUCAUUUUCCUCAUCGAUUGCUCCGAGCCUAUGUUUGAAAAGAGCGAUGACAAGAGCCACUUCGAGAUGAGUAUUGAGUGUGCCAAGACUGUACUGAGCAACAAGAUUAUCAGCAGUGAGAAGGAUCUGGUCGGUGUGGUCUUCUUCGGGACUGAAAAGGACAAGAACAGCGGAAGCUUCAAGCACAUUUAUGUUCUUCAGGAUCUUGACCAGCCGAGUGCCAGCAGAAUUCUGGAAUUGGAAUCUUUCCACUCAGAGGGGAACAAUGACUUUGCCAACAAAUAUGGAUUUGAGUCCGGGUAUAGCCUCAGCGAUGCUCUCUGGACCUGUUCUAACAUGUUUUCACAAAGUCCACAGAAGGUGGGAUACAAGCGUGUUUUUCUCUUCACCAACAACGACGACCCACACAAGGGCAACAAAGCAUUCCAGAGACAGGCCAAGCAGAAGGCGAAAGAUCUCUACGACAUUGGUAUCGAGAUUGAGCUCAUGCACAUGACGCAGCCAGACGCAGACACGAAAUUUGGCUUCUCAGAGUUCUAUCAGGACAUUGUUCAUACAGGUGAGGAUGAAGAGGGCAUCAUCCCGAAUGCAUCUGAGAAGUUUGAUGAGCUCCUAGCGAGGGUACGGGCAAAAGAACACAAGAAAAGGACCAUGGGAAGGAUUCCGUUCUCUCUUGGAAAAGGACUGGAGCUAGGUGUGGGCAUUUACACCCUCGUAAGACAGCAGACCAAACCGUAUCCUAUCAAGUUACAUCGGCAGACCAACGAAGCUCUCAAGGGAAAAUCCAAGAUGUACUGUGAGGAUACUGGAGAGCUUCUUAUGCCGUCUGACAUCAAGAAGUAUCAGGCGUAUGGAGGGAAAAACAUCAUCUUUGAGAAGGAUGAGGUCGCUGAAGUGAAGAAAUUUUACGAUCCAGGGCUAUUGCUGAUGGGUUUUAAGCCAAGGUCAGCCCUGAAGAAAUACUUUCACGUCAGACCAGCCCAGUUCCUAUUCCCCGACGAGAGUUCGGUUGCGGGAAGCAACACGGUCUUCAAUGCCCUCCUGCAAAGAUGCUCGGCCCGAGACGUGGUUGCCAUCUGUCGUUACAUUCCGCGCAAGAACACAUCUCCGAAGUUUGUUGCCCUCUUGCCUCAGAAAGAGGAGCUUGAUGAGAAAUCAGUUAAGAUUGCCCCUCCCGGAUUUCAUCUCAUUUUCUUGCCUUUCUCAGAUGACAUCAGAACACUAGAACAUCCCACUAACCCUAGAGCGACGCUGGACCAAAUCGACAAAGCCAAGAAGGUCGUCAAGAGCCUACAGUUCAAGUUUUCCUCAGAGAACUUUGAGAACCCUGUACUCCAGACACACUACAGAAACCUAGAGGCUCUCGCUCUCGACAGGGACACAGCCGAUGAAAUGGUAGAUCACACAGCACCCAACAAUGAGAUGAUAGAGAAGAGGGCGGGGCCAGCCAUUAGAGAAUUCAUGGAGUCUGUCUUUCCGGAAGGGUACGAUCCAACAGCCAAACCAGCUGCAAGGAAGAAGGCGGCCGGUGGUACCAUUGAUGUUGCUGAAGAAGCAAGAAAAGGAAAGCUUUCUAAAUUGACUGUAGCAGUCUUGAAGGAGUUUUGUCAAAAGAAUGGGCUUUCAACAACAGGGAAGAAGAACGACCUCAUAGAAACCAUAAACGAUCAUCUAGGACUAUAGACCCUCAUCUACACACGAUCCAACGAGCUCUGCAACAUUAUUUGCUUUAUAUUCACUUGGUCUGAUAGCAGAUCUUCACCUUCUUAGAUGGUCACACGUCAUUAGCACUUGAUCUGCACCGGUGACACAACAUUUGCUCCGGGAACAAUUGCUCUAUUUCAUCUAAGAUAUAGGGUUAUAGUUAGGGUUAGGGUUGUUAGGCUUAGGAUAGGGUAUAGUGUUAAAUCCAGGGUUGAAGUUGGUCACUCCAUUAGUGUGUGGAAUUUACUGUGGAGCGAUUGUCAUGGAACCCUCUACACCAUUUUUGGCCUAAUACCCACCUAGACUCGUUGACAUUUAGUCUCCUGCUCAGCUUGUUUAAUUUCCAUUUUGUCUACUUAUUACAUUGCACUGACUUUGUCAAAGAUAAUCUGGUCCAUGAACAGAUUCAUCUAGCCAUAUAGACUAAUGUUGUUAGACUCGGUUUACACCCCAGAUGGUCGGAUUCCAUAUAGGCCAAACCCAUUUACUCUCAUUUCUGUUUGGUCUACAACUACACUUUGUCUAAUGCCCACUUAGUCUAUUGUCCAGUUGGUCUUAUUUCCACUUUGCCCACUCAUAUUUUUUUACUUUAUCAAAAGAAAUAUUGGUCCAUGAACAGUUCAUAGACUAUGUGAGGUUAGACCAAGUGUUAAUAAAUCAAAUUGGUACAGCCUAAGUGGAAUUUUUUUUAAUGGUGAAUGGGCUAAAUGGCAAUUAGACCAAAUGGUUAGUAGAUGAACUGGUUGUAGACGAGCUAGUAUUAGGCUAUUUGGAAUGAGACCAAUGGAAAGUAGACCAAGUGGCAAUCUACCAUUUUAAAGGGUGGUCAAUGCUGCAGCCAAGAAGUUGAAAAAUAAGUAGUGAUCAUGAAUUUAUAAUAUAUGAUAAUAAUUUGAAGAUCAUAUGGGACUAUUAUAUCUUCAUCAAGAUACUUCUUAUAUAUAAUAAUAUAAUAAUAUAGGUAUAUUUACCCAGGGUAGCCACUUCAGUUUCGAAAACUGUUCUACCAGCGGGCCCUGCUAUUAUUAUUACCCCGGCUUUAGCUGAGCUGCCUAGGCGCUCAAGCAUUCAAGGAAUUUCUUCCUACCGGGUACCCAUUCACCUCACCUGGGUUGAGUGCAGCACAAUGUGGAUGAGUUUCUUGCUGAAGGAAAUUACGCCAUGGCUGGGAUUCGAACCCACGACCCUCUGUUUCAAAGUCAGAAGACUAAUCCACUGGGCCACAACGCUCCACUCUUGUAUUUCUUGCUUCAUUUUGAUUAGCUAGUCAGCCAUGCAUCAUGUAAUGAUGCCCUCUCAGUACUAGAAAUUAAGUUUCUGCUUCUUGUACACCAUGCUAUCAGACCAGGGCCCUAUUGCAUAAAAGUUACAAUUAUGGUAACUUUGCCAUCCAAUGGUAACUACCAUGGUAACGCUGAUCAACAGCCAAUCAAAUGCAAGGAUUCCAUGCAUGUUCACUUGACAUAGACCAAGCACAAGACCGGCAAAUUGUAGCUUUGAUUUCGGCCUCAACUCAUCCUUGGAUUAGUAGCAAUAAUAAUGUUGCAUAACGUUUAUGUUCUCUGUUGCAGUCAAGGAUCAAGCCGGAUUAGACAUAAUACCAUUUAAGGGGCCAUAUUGUUUUUGCCCAAUACUCCGCCUCUCAAAACUAUUGGCCCGAAUUCACAAAGGUAGUUUUUAAAACCAUCGGUUGAACCCAUGGUUUAUGCAGAUUUCCUGUAUAAAUUACGCUUACCACGUAUAUUAAAAAAUGUCCAAUGCUUAGCACUCUUUUGUGUCAAUUUGGCGCACUGUGACAAACGUGUUCAUCAGCAUUGGACAUUUUUUUAAUAUAUGCGGUAAAUAACCAUAAUUUAUACAGGAAAUCUGCAUAAUCCAUGGGUUCAACUGAUGGUUUUCAAAACCACCCUGUGAAUUCGGGCCAUUGUGUCUAAUCCUGCUGGUCCAUACCUGCUUUGUUGUACUAUAUUUUUAUACUUUUAUUCAACAUGUAAUUUUAAAGAAACGCAUAUAAUGCAUACCUUGAAUAAUGUUAUUGUUUGUAUUCCAGAAGUAGUUCUUAUUGUCACAAUUUUUAUGAAAGAUCCUCAGAGGAUUUCAGCAGUCAAAAAAAAAAAAUCAGAUUAAUAGGUGUAUGGCUGUAUUGGAUGGUUGAAAGUCUAUGAUUUUAUUCACUUUUUGACACAUGAUAUAACACUAUUUGAGGAAUCAAAAUAUGAAUUGAGACCAUUAAAGACUGAAAUCAAAGACUGAAAUUUAUUGAGAUUAUUGAUAUCUGGCAGUUUUGUUCAGUUAUUAAAAAAUGUCAUAAAAAAGGAAAGUCUUCAAUUUUGGCCCUUUUGGGGCAAUGAACAAAUUGUGGUGUACUUUACUGGUGAUGUGAUCACCUCAGUAUUAGUCUAGGGGAAGGUUUCAUGAAAGGGUUUGUGAGUGAUUUUCAUUGAUGAAUGUUAAAAGCUACUGAAAUCCUUGCCUUUGAUUGGCCAAGAGAAAUUUGCCAGUGACAAUCAAUGACAAGACACUUCAUGGAAAACUCUCUUGGUUGUCCUUUCAGAUCAGAGGGACUUUAUUUUUAUGCCUGAAAUGUAAAUUGUAACAAAUCAUGGAUUUGAAUAUGCAUCUAAAUAUAAAUUUAGAAAAGUCUUGAUAAAAUUGCUAA